CGUGUAGAGCGUAAAAGGUUGGGGCUAAAGAAAUUCCAGCGUCUGUCUUCUGUACGUUGUCUUGUUCUGCACUGGAAACCCGUUUUCACGACAAUAAAGGGGGCAAAAGGACAAAGUCCCGAGUAUGAUACAAAGCGGUAAUUAAUCCAGGCAUUGCUGCAGUGCCGUAACAGACAGCUUUCGCCAGUUAGACAGCAAACAGCUUGAGAGUGCGUCCUUUUCUAUUUGUUUUGUGCCAAUCCAAUUCAUCAUCGAUAGAUAGAUAGCUUGUAUCAUAGGAGGAGGCUGUCGUCUGGUUAACCUAAUAACCAACCAACUGACUGAGGGAUUCAGCUCAUGGCAUUCAAGAGCUCAGGAAACAAUCAUCAAGUUAGUCGGUGACACUCGCUCUGAAGAAAUCUCUCGCACUCUCUACGGUCUUUUUUGCCACACGAGACGUGCUUUCGGUCGCUUUGCUCUGCCAUCGAUUGUAGUCAGACUAUUAGAAGAAGAAGAAAACGACAACAACUCUCCAGAGGAGUCAUUGUGGAUCUCUCCUAUCCUCUAUUGGUGUAUAGUUAGAAGAAGACAAUCGAGUCGAGUAGAAGUCUGUUCGAGUUGCUCAGACUGCUCAGCCAUUUUUAAAAGACAACAAUUCAUAUUCCACACAGACAAGUCCAGUUUAUUAUUACAAGAGAAGAACAGAAGAAAGAAUGAAGCUAGGAUUUUUCAAAAAGUCGAGUGGCAAGAAGAAAACGCCAGCUCGUUCUCGCAGUACUGGUUCGUCGGCCACCAACAGUGCCACAGGUGCUGGAGUAGCUGGAGGAGGAGGAUCGGCCGAACAGUCAGCGGCGCCGACAGCGGCACCCAGUGGUCCUGGUGCUACCAGUGUUGGUGGAUCCACUACCGUCUUUCGAGUGACAGUUCCGGAAAAUGUACGUCCGGGUCAAGAAUUCCAAGUCUACGCCGGAAAUAGAAUUGUACGAGUCCGAUGUCCUCCCGAUUCGCGACCCGGCCAGUCACUCCAAAUCACCGUCCCCAUUGACCCUGCCACGGCCGGUAUGAAUGGAGGAGGAGGCGCCACCAAGGCGGGUGCCACCGGAGGAGGAGGCGCCGGAGCAAGCGGAUCGAAUUUGCCACCCGAUUCUCCCAAUGUCCGCAAAAUCAACGAACCCGGAAACAUGGGACCCGAUGCCUACAUGGUCACCAUUCCGGAAGGGGUCCGUGGGGGACAGCAAUUCCCCGUUACCAUUCAAGGACAGCAGCUCAUGGUCACUUGUCCGACCAAUGCGAGACCUGGAAUGAGUGUCCGAAUUGUACCACCUCCACCGCCCACCGAUGUCACGGAAGCACCCGAACGACAGCAAGCGGCCCAAAAGAAAAAGGAAGAAAAGGAAAAGACACAAUUAUUCGAAGUCGAAGUACCAAAGGGUGUGCAACCUGGAAAACCAUUUGCGCUUCUCGCCGGUGGAGUACGAGUACUCGUCACGUGCCCCGUCAAUGCCAAUCCGGGACAACGGAUUCGAUUCAAGUUGCCAUUGGCGUUGACACAAGCGCCCAAACCGACCAACGAAGCCGCCGCCAUCAAGCUCAAAUACGACAAGGACGGAUGGACCAGGACCAUUCGAGUACACGAUAUGAAAUUCCAAUGGGUACGUAUGGACGACGCCGGUAAUGUCGAUACCAACAAACGAUUCGAUCCCGAAAAAUCUGCCUAUGUACGAAAGCUCGAAUUCCGACCGGGAGAAGAUCCAAGACUUCGCACCGGUGUACUCUCGUUAGUGCCAGCCACAGAGUCGUUUGUCGACUCCAAAAUCAAGGACGAACGGGGUUCGGACGUCGUCGGAUACGCCGAAAUUGCCGAAGCACAAGUCAAGAAUUUCGAAGAAAAGGCACAAUGGUUCCAAGACAAGUGCGGUCUACUCCAUGUCGAAUGGAACGAAGGUCAUAUGCGCAUGAAUGUACGGCGUCAGCUGUUGCUUGGCGAUUCGGUCGAUGCCGUCAUGUCAUUGUCCCGCAAAGAUUUACGAAAAUUAUGGCGCUUUGAAUUCAUUGGGGAAAUGGGCAUUGACGCUGGAGGGCUGGCCCGAGAAUGGUUCCAAUUGGUCACGGAAGAAAUAUUUGAUCCGGAUAUGGGAUUGUGGCAGUCCAGUGAAACCAAUCAAAUGUGCAUGCAAAUCAAUCCAGCCAGUGAAUUCGUGGAAGACUACCUGGUGUACUACCGAUUUUUGGGCCGUGUCAUGGGCAAGGCGCUCUUUGGUGGCCAGCUGGUGGCGGGGCACAUGGUGCAGUACAUUUACAAGCACUUUUGCGGAUGGCCCAUUGCCUUUAGGGAUCUAGAAGCCGUCGACGAGGAGUACUACAAUAACUUGAAGCAAUUGCAGCAGUUGGCAGAUUCCGGUGAAGAUCUGGAAAUGCUCUGUUUGGAUUUCACAACCACACAAGAAGUCAUGGGCGUCAAGCAGGAAGUUCCACUGGUGGAAGAUGGAUCCGAAGUGGAAGUCACCAAUGAUAACUUCCCCGAGUACCUAGAGGCAUGUCUCAAAUACAGAAUGCUGGAGCGAGUCAAACCGCAACUGAACGAACUCAUUCUCGGGUUCUUUGAUGUUAUCCCGGAGCCCCUGUUGACGGUCUUUGAUUUCCAAGAAUUGGAACUGCUCAUGUGUGGACUGCCCACGAUUGAUAUGGAAGAUUGGCAAGAAAACACAGAGUAUUCUGGAGAGUACGAACGCAUUGGAGCCGAUGCUCCGUCGGUGCAGUGGUUCUGGGAGGUCGUCUCCGAAUUCGAUCAAGAAAUGAAGGCGCGUCUCCUGCAAUUCGUCACCGGGACAUCCGGUGUCCCAUCGAGAGGGUUUGGUGUUCUACAAGGGAAUGACGGUAACAUUCGAAAAUUCACUAUUCAUGGAGUUCCUGUUGGAGUGUGUCUCUACCCUCGUGCACACACCUGCUUCAAUCGGAUUGAUUUGCCCCUAUAUGAGUCGCUGGAUGAUUUGAAGGAGAAGCUGAAGCUGGCCGUGACAAUGGUCGCCACAGGAUUUGAUAUCGAAUAAGCGAGCGUUUGUGGUGGCUCUUUCCAUGUAUGUGUGGUGUGCGGUGGUCUGGAUGAAUGCGAGAAUGGAGCGGAGGAAUUGGAAUCGGUUUGGAUUGGAUUGUUUUUAGAACUCGUUUUUUCACGGAUCACAAAAGAGACUUGCUUUUUAGGAGUCAGCUACCCGCCUGCAGGCUGUGUGUGGUAUGAGAGAGAGUUGUCUUCCCCCCAUUAUAAUGAUUCAGUAAACUAUUCUACAUAUUAUUUUAAAAGCGAAUUCAAUUUGAGGCC
Messenger RNA from Seminavis robusta, 3298 nucleotides. The record is from the annotation of a GenBank genome assembly. Lineage: Eukaryota; Bacillariophyta; Bacillariophyceae; Naviculales; Naviculaceae.